CCGCCUGGGUUGUCGGGGUCGAGGGUUUUGCUCAGAAACACCAUUUUCCUAAAGCCCUCGUUCUCACAAAACUAUGGGUCGCUUCCCGAUAUCUCCAUCACCCAGUCUCCUCCAGAGGAUUUUCUGCUCGAACAAACGGCCGUCGUCAUCGCUAACCGCCGCGCUUCUCUCCGGAGACUUCCAGCUCCGACAUUUGUCCGCCGGAAGCGCCGCCCGUGCAUCGAAAGAGGAGAAAGAACCAUGGUGGAAGGAAUCGAUGGAGAGGCUCCGCAACAUCGGGAUCUCUGCUCAUAUAGACUCCGGGAAGACGACGCUGACCGAACGAGUUCUGUACUACACGGGUCGGAUCCACGAAAUUCACGAGGUCAGAGGCCGAGAUGGCGUUGGCGCCAAGAUGGAUUCCAUGGACUUGGAGCGAGAGAAAGGUAUCACUAUCCAGUCCGCCGCCACUUACUGUACUUGGAAGGAUUACCAGAUUAAUAUUAUCGAUACUCCCGGCCACGUUGACUUCACUAUUGAAGUGGAGAGGGCUUUACGUGUACUAGAUGGUGCAAUCCUGGUACUUUGCAGUGUUGGUGGUGUGCAGAGUCAGUCUAUCACAGUGGAUCGACAAAUGAGGAGAUAUGAGGUCCCUAGAGUAGCAUUUAUCAACAAACUUGACAGAAUGGGAGCCGAUCCAUGGAAGGUUUUGAACCAGGCAAGGGCCAAACUCCGUCACCAUAGCGCUGCUGUGCAAGUGCCAAUUGGUUUAGAAGAAAAAUUCCAGGGUCUUGUGGACCUUGUUCAGAUGAAAGCUUGCUAUUUCCAUGGAUCGAGUGGUGAGAAAAUUGUGACUGCCGAUGUUCCUGCUGAUAUGGAGGCCUUGGUUGCUGAGAAGAGGAGAGAACUGAUAGAAACGGUUUCUGAAGUUGAUGACAUACUCGCAGAUAAAUUUCUCAACGAUGAGCCUAUAUCUUCUUCUGAGCUGGAGGAAGCGAUUCGCAGGGCCACUGUAGCAAGGAAGUUUGUUCCUGUAUUCAUGGGUAGUGCAUUCAAAAAUAAGGGAGUACAACCCCUUCUAGAUGGCGUUCUCAGUUACCUACCUUGUCCUACUCAAGUCAGUAACUAUGCUCUUGAUCAGAAGAACAAUGAAGAGAAGGUAGCACUGAGUGGAACUCCAAAUGGACCUCUUGUAGGAUUGGCUUUCAAAUUAGAAGAAGGACGUUUUGGUCAGCUGACGUAUUUAAGAGUAUAUGAAGGAGUGAUUCGGAAGGGUGAAUUUAUCAUAAAUGUGAACACCGGAAAGAAAGUAAAGGUUCCACGCUUGGUUCGUAUGCACUCUGAUGAGAUGGAGGAUAUUCAAGAGGCACAUGCUGGGCAGAUUGUAGCGGUGUUUGGUGUGGAUUGUGCUUCAGGCGACACAUUUACAGAUGGAUCAGUUAAGUACACAAUGACAUCUAUGAAUGUUCCUGAACCGGUUAUGUCAUUAGCUCUUCAGCCGGUUUCAAAGGAUUCUGGAGGACAGUUCUCAAAAGCAUUGAGUCGGUUUCAGAGAGAGGAUCCUACCUUCCGGGUUGGGUUGGAUCCUGAGAGUGGCCAGACGAUUAUUUCUGGGAUGGGAGAGUUGCAUCUGGAUAUCUAUGUUGAACGCAUCCGAAGAGAAUAUAAGGUCGAAGCCACUGUUGGAAAGCCCCGUGUCAAUUUCAGGGAGACCAUAACUCAACGAGCUGAAUUCGAUUAUUUACACAAGAAACAAAGUGGAGGACAGGGUCAGUAUGGUAGGGUAAUUGGGUAUGUGGAACCACUGCCACUAAACUCUCCCGUGAAGUUUGAAUUCGAAAACAUGAUUGUCGGUCAGGUGAUUCCGUCUGGUUUUAUUCCAGCAAUCGAGAAGGGAUUUAGAGAAGCUGCAAACUCGGGCUCGUUGAUUGGUCAUCCAGUCGACAAUCUUAGAAUUGUUUUAACCGACGGCGCUUCACAUGCCGUAGAUUCCAGUGAACUUGCCUUUAAAUUGGCUUCAAUAUAUGCUUUCAGACAGUGUUACACAGCAGCGAGACCGGUGAUAUUAGAGCCAGUUAUGUUGGUUGAGCUGAAAGUGCCUACAGAGUUCCAGGGGGCUGUUGCUGGUGACAUCAACAAGAGGAAAGGUGUGAUAGUUGGGAACGAUCAAGACGGGGACGAUUCUGUGAUCACGGCCAAUGUGCCACUGAACAAUAUGUUUGGGUACUCGACGGCAUUAAGGUCGAUGACACAGGGGAAAGGUGAAUUCACAAUGGAGUACAAAGAGCACUCUCCGGUUUCAAACGACGUCCAAAUGCAACUGGUGAAUGCCUACAAGGCCACCAAAGGAACUGAAUGAGAAGAGCUCCAGGGAGUUUCCCAGCUACCCCUUCUUUUUUUUUUUUUCCUUUUUGUCAUAAUCCAUAUUUAUUCAAUAGCUAAUUUCAUAUUUGGUGAUCCAACAUUUUUGCCGUAUUGCUAAAAUAAACUUGGACACCGCCCAAUCAUAAUGUACUUGUGGGUAUGUAAUUUCAUGUACUGGGAUUCGAUGCUGAGUAUUAGGAAAUGGAGAUUACGAUACCUUUGCCUUUGGUACGUAAUUCUCUGACUUAUCA
Molecule: messenger RNA, 2594 nt
Organism: Tarenaya hassleriana
Lineage: Eukaryota; Viridiplantae; Streptophyta; Magnoliopsida; Brassicales; Cleomaceae
Product: elongation factor G-1, mitochondrial
Exons: 20
Coding region: 74-2338 (754 amino acids)
Biological process (GO): mitochondrial translational elongation
Cellular component (GO): mitochondrion
Molecular function (GO): GTP binding; translation elongation factor activity; GTPase activity
Source: RefSeq, a predicted model, not a curated record